Molecule: messenger RNA, 414 nt
Organism: Vanrija pseudolonga
Lineage: Eukaryota; Fungi; Basidiomycota; Tremellomycetes; Trichosporonales; Trichosporonaceae
Exons: 4
Coding region: 1-414 (137 amino acids)
Biological process (GO): proton motive force-driven ATP synthesis
Source: RefSeq, a predicted model, not a curated record
AUGUCGUACAACAUCGCCGGCCACGCCAUCAAGAACGAGUACCUUGCCCUCGGCACCAUCCUCUCGACGAUCGGCAUCGCCGUCGUCGCCUCGGGCGGUGGCGACAAGAAGAAGGCCGCUGCCCCCGCUCCUAUCGCCAAGGACACGACGAUCAACACUGGCGACAAGGACGAGGACGCUUUGAGCGAGAGCGUGUCGUCGGACAGGACACGGACGACGACGUUGCGCUCUGUCUGCCGCCUCGACCCCGCGGCACUGGCUGGCCUCGGCACGGCCAGCUCGUGCUCCUGUCCUGCUCGCCCUGCGGCCCCGUCGCCCUCUCGCUCCAUCGCCAGCGACCAACUCACUAACGCCCGCAGCAUCCGCGCGUUCGUCGCCGAGGCCGAGAAGUCGGACGCGUCCGCCGCGCACUAG